Peromyscus californicus insignis is the source of this 2925-nucleotide messenger RNA. It is a transcript of the gene CUNH19orf81, whose product is annotated as chromosome unknown C19orf81 homolog. Lineage: Eukaryota; Metazoa; Chordata; Mammalia; Rodentia; Cricetidae. The record is from RefSeq and is a predicted model, not a curated record. The transcript has 5 exons. The coding region runs from base 1 to 1008 and encodes 335 amino acids.
AUGGAGAAGGGUGGGGAGAUGGAGGGAGAGACCAGUGAGGCGGGGAAUAGGGGUGAGACUUUUGGGAAAAGUCCAGAGGACAACUGGGGCCUGGGGUUGGGAGGGAGGCAGGUAGAGAAGUGGGGGGAGAACCGAGGACAAGGAUGGGGCAGGAGGGGUGGAGAAAGAGAGGACAGGAGACAGGGAGAGACGGGGAAGGAAGCAGAGAAGAAGGGACGCAGGAACUGGGGCGCACACCGAGUCCCCGAGGUUAGGGGAACGCGCGUGUCCUUGUGGUCUCAGCCUUCCAGUUCCGGGUUUAUCCCACGUGGUUUCAAAGAGCAAGAAGCAGAAGCCGAGGAAAAGAUCUGGGGUGUGUGGCCCAGUGUGAGCACCUCACCCCUUCUUCCUGGACCUCCUCCGACCCGCCUCUCCAGGAUGCAGCCAGAAGUGGAGCCGCUCUGCUCCCCUAACCUGGGCGCCCCCGGCUUGCACAGGGAGGCAGGCUCCAUCCUUGUGGAUCUGGAGGCUAUAGAGGAGCCCAUGGCUAGGAGCCUGGGCAGACCCAUCAAAUCCUCAAAGCAGUACCUUCGGCAGGUCAUCUCAGAAUACGAGGCACUGGAUCGGGAGCUCCCAUGCAUCCGAAAGUUUUCAGCACCGCCCUCUGCCCAGCCCCUCUGCCUCUGCAUGGAGACUUCGGAGGAUUUCACGCACCUAGAGGUGCUGGAGGCUCUGGAGGCCGAGCUGCCCGGGGCCCUGGAGAGUGGGCGCUUGAGCAGCAUCCGGUAUGAGAACAUGAAUGUCAUCUGCGGGACCGCGGGCCGCAGGGACAGGUGGCUCAUCACGGUCACAGACUUCCAGACGCGCUCGCGCCUGCUGCGCUCGGGACUCAGCCUCCGCGGAACCGCGCACCCACUCGUGCGCCACGACGAUCUGCUGCUGGGCGACUACCGCCUUCACCUGCGCCGAUCCCUGGUCCGACGGCGAAUGCUCGAGGCUCUGGGGGCGGAGCCGUCCGAGGAAGAUUGACGCGUGGCGGGGGCGGGUCCCACCUGCGCCCCGCCCCCAGACCCGGCGAAUCCAAGGGGCGUGGCCUCCCUAGGAAGGAGGCGGGGCCGGCUCGAGGGGGUGGAUACUGUGAGUUUAAUUAUAAAGAAUGACCUGAUACAAAAGCCAUUUCUCUCAGCAAAGUCCUGUUGGGCGUGGGGGGCGGGGCGGACCUCCACUGUCUUCUGCCUCCAGGUCACACCCCAUCCCUGCGAUCCUGCAAGAGGAACCCAACUCCUUUCUCGUCCCCUCCCGCCCCCUUGGAAGACAGUUCUAGGGCUUUUAUUUCAGGAUUUUUUUUCCCCCGUUAGGAUUUGUGUGUGUUCUAGGGUUUUUUAUUUUUAUUUUGAUUUGUAUAGUUUUUUUCUUUUGCUAUUGUUUCUUUUUGCUUCGUCUCUCCUCUCCACCCCGCUCCCCCAUUCAGGCCCUCCCCCUUCCCUCUCCCCACUCCUUCCACCCCCGAUCCCACCCCCUACUCCCUCCCCAACCCCGCGGCACCCAUCCGGAAUUAACAAGCCCUUGAUAGACAGGCGCCGCGUAGGCCCCCUGCGGACGGGGGGCAUCCGACUAGGGGGAGGGGGCGGGUAGGGGCCCAGCGCCACCUCCACUCCAGUCCUUGCCACCCCUCCCCCCUCCCGCGACCCUCCCACAAGGUUCCCUGCGUUUCCCUGACGUGGUGAGGGGAGGGGGCUGGCCCUCCCCUCGUGGACGGAGCGCCCCUGGCGGGCCUGGGGGCAGCUUUAGGGAAUGGGCUGGGGGGAGGGGAGCUCCCUUCUUUGGCAGCUGAACACGGUGGGGAACCUGAGGGCGAUGCCCUUCCCCCUUUACCCACAGCAGGGGAGGGGGCUACCUAGGGGAGGAGAGGUGGCUUUAAAUUCCUAAGCCCCAGAAGCAGGGAAGGGGGAACGUGCGGGGAGGGAGGAGCCAUGCUGGAAGGUUGGAGGAGAGUAAUCUGGGAGAGAAAAAAGGGUUAGGGGAAGAGGGGAUCUUCGUGCAAAAUGGACAGACAGACGGAUGGAUAGUCUGAGUGACAGCCUAGUGAGCAGGGAGCCAGCGUGCACGCGCAGGGUCUCCUCUCUCUAGGAACAGCAGGAGGUGAGCAAAGACCUAGGAUAGGUGCAGGAAAAGAGGAGGAGAGGACUGGCUAAGAGUGCGUAAGAGAGAGGCGAGUGUGCAAACUGAAAAGAGGCCAGGCUCUGCAGGGCAACUGGGCAGAGUUACCUAGAAAGACCAGAAUAGCGCAGCAGGCACAGUCCGCACCUGAGCACCAUUAAAAAAAAAAAAAAGUUCCUGGGGAGAAGCAAAGGGGCUGGGGAGCGUAAGUGCACAAGAGGAAGUGUGCAAGAGGGCACAGAAAAGAAAGGAUAAAAGUGAACAGAAGUAGCCGGGGGUAGUGGCCCACGCCUUUAAUCCCAACACUCAGGAAGCAGAGGCAGGUGGAUCUCUGAGUUUGAGGCCAGCCUGGGCUACAGAGUGAGUACCAGAGACAGCCAGGGCUACACAGAGAAACCCUGUCUCGAAUAACCAGAGAGAGAGAGAGAGAGAGAGAGAGAGAGAGAGACUGAGAGACCUGGGCUGUGAAUGUGCCAGGGAUGUGCGAGAAAAUGUGUCAGAGAAAAUGGAGAAGGCAGGGGACAGGAGUGCCAUCAUGAGAAGGAGAGUAAGGGCUUGGGGGCGCCAGGACAGGAAAGUAUCCCCAAGUAUGAAAUGGAGGUAAAUGUGUUCCGAGUGUGCAAGGACAGAGCAGAAAAAAAGGGGUGACCAGGGGCUACAGGAGUAUGCCUGGGUCUGUGAGAAGGAGAGGAAGGAAAGUCCCAUGUGUGUCUGCAGCAUGGGUCCAGGGUGAUCAGAGAAAUAAAGGGUGCAACCCCCCCACCCCCGUCCCAAGAAGAAAAGGAA